Molecule: messenger RNA, 591 nt
Organism: Penicillium chermesinum
Lineage: Eukaryota; Fungi; Ascomycota; Eurotiomycetes; Eurotiales; Aspergillaceae
Exons: 1
Coding region: 1-591 (196 amino acids)
Source: RefSeq, a predicted model, not a curated record
AUGCGAACUACGGUGUACGACAAUAAGAACUCCACGGUGGAAUCCGUGGUCAAAUCUAUCUUCGAGCUCCGCCCCAACAUCAGCGGCCUUGUCGGCAUUACCGGACACCACCCCACAGCCCUGACCUACGACCCUUCGAUUGUGGUACGCGCAUGGCAACUGAUGACCAAUGCUACCAAGUCACAGCCGACGCUAUGGAACAACCCGGCGUAUCUAUACGACACAGUUGAUGUUACACGGCAAGCGCUCGCCAAUGCUUUCAUUCCCCUGUACACCGAUCUCAUCUCGACCUGGAACAGCUCUAACUCGUCGCAGACAGCCAUCUCGCAGGCCGGUGACAAGAUGAUUCAUAUCCUAACCGAUUUGGACCGUGUCCUCGGGACGAAUGAGAAUUUCCGCUUGUCCACCUGGGUCAACUCGGCUCGCGCCUUAGCGAAUGGCAACGAGACCCUUGCUGCAUCUUAUGAGUACAAUGCGCGAAACCAGAUUACCCUCUGGGGGGCCUCGGGGGGAGGUUCACGAUUAUGCGUCCAAGCAAUGGAGUGGCCUUGUCUCCUCGUACUAUGUACCACGAUGGACCAUAUUUGUUGA